GUGUCAUCGGCAUGGUAGAGACAUCGUGCGCUGCACGCGAGCGAGCGUGUCGUAGUCGAUGCCUGGUCUUACUGCAGGGGCGGAUGCGGGUGAUAUAUGCAUGUUGCACUCGAAAGGGUUUUGUUCCGGAAGUUGCGCAAGAUGGCUGACGUCACGCGGGGAAGUGCAGGUGCAGGCACAGCCUCAUCCCUUAUUGCAACCAUCAAUACUAACCGCCUACAUUUGACUGACGGCACAUCAAACCAUUACUUGACUUUGUGGGAUUUUGGUUUAUGGAUAAUUGUUCCAUAUAUCGGCAGAACCGUCAGAAGUGGUAUCAUCCUUCUACUGGCACCACUUAGCCUUGUAUCUGAGGAACUUGGACUCGUUGAACUCCAGCCUUGUGGACCCUCAGAUACCAUACGAUGCACGCGAGACAAAUUUCCCAUGGACAUUAUAUUUCCUCCGUAUGCUGCCUUAUCGUACAGAUGGGGUGCGAAGACUCCGCAGAGGGCCAUCAAGCUGAAUGACUUCUAUUUCGAAAUUGGACAUGACCUUUGGACAUUCCUACGUUGGGUGUAUCUACAAGGUCAACACAAGGUAUUCUGGAUUGACGCUGUGUGCAUUAAUUGAUCGGACACUAAGGAGCGAGACCAUCAAGUUCAGAUGAGGCGUCGAAUAUACAACGAUGCCGAGUCAGUCUCGAUUCGUCGCUAUGAAGUGCUAAGCGAAACGAGAGCCUUGAGAGCUCAAGAUGCCCGUGCAAGGAAUAUUUGUGAUACAUGCCAGGAAAAGCUUUACUAGCCUGGUGCGAAGACGGACAUUGGCGUCGCAUCUGGAUCAUCCAGGCAAUAGUAACACCGCUCAGAUACACUACGGAUCCAGAUCGAUUGACUGGCACAAGCUCGAAGCGCCCGUCCU
This is a messenger RNA of Didymella exigua CBS 183.55, 900 nucleotides long. RefSeq lists its product as uncharacterized. The record is from RefSeq and is a predicted model, not a curated record. NCBI's taxonomy places the organism in Eukaryota, Fungi, Ascomycota, Dothideomycetes, Pleosporales, Didymellaceae. The coding region runs from base 97 to 612 and encodes 171 amino acids. The transcript has a single exon.